Messenger RNA from Arvicola amphibius (Eurasian water vole), 939 nucleotides. Its product is annotated as MICOS complex subunit Mic60-like. Gene Ontology annotation, biological process: cristae formation. The record is from RefSeq and is a predicted model, not a curated record. The coding region runs from base 1 to 939 and encodes 312 amino acids. Lineage: Eukaryota; Metazoa; Chordata; Mammalia; Rodentia; Cricetidae. Gene Ontology annotation, cellular component: MICOS complex. The transcript has 2 exons.
AUGGGGCUUAGAUUUUGGGCCUUCGACUCAGCAGUGGCAAAAGCCCUGGAGCGCCACAGAGGUGAAAUACAGGCUGAGCAGGACAGAAAGGUGGAGGAAGUCAGAGAUGCCAUGGAGAAUGAAAUGAGGACCCAGCUUCGACGACAGGCCGCUGCCCACACUGAUCAUCUCCGAGAUGUCCUCAAGGUGCAAGAACAGGAACUGAAGUACGAAUUUGAGCAGGGCCUGUCUGAGAAACUGUCUGAACAAGAGUUAGAAUUUCGUCGACGCAGUCAAGAACAAGUUGACAACUUUACUCUGGACAUAAACACUGCCUAUGCCAGAUUGAGGGGAAUAGAGCAGGCUGUUCAGAGUCAUGCAGUUGCUGAAGAAGAAGCCAGAAAAGCCCACCAGCUCUGGCUUUCAGUGGAGGCAUUAAAGUACAGCAUGAAGACUUCAUCUGCAGAAACACCUACCGUCCCACUGGGGAGUGCCGUUGAGGCCAUCAGAGUCAACUGUUCUGAUAAUGAAUUUACCCAGGCUUUAACUGCAGCCAUUCCUCCAGAAUCCCUGACCAGGGGGGUAUACAGUGAAGAGACCCUAAGAGCCCGUUUCUAUGCUGUUCAAAAACAAGCCCGAAGGGUAGUGUACCAAUACUUCCUUUCCUCCUUGCAGUCCCUGCUCCUGUUUCCGCCUAAGCAGCUGAAGCCACCGACAGAGCUCUACCCCGAGGAUAUAAACACAUUUAAAUUGCUCUCUUAUGCUUCUUAUUGUAUUGAGCAUGGUGACCUGGAGCUGGUGGCAAAGUUUGUCAAUCAGCUAAAAGGGGAGUCCAGAAGAGUGGCACAGGACUGGCUGAAGGAGGCCCGAAUGACCCUAGAAACUAAGCAGAUAGUGGAGAUCCUGACUGCAUACGCCAGCGCCGUAGGAAUAGGAACCACUCAAGUGCAGCAAGAGUAA